Ostertagia ostertagi is the source of this 990-nucleotide messenger RNA. NCBI's taxonomy places the organism in Eukaryota, Metazoa, Nematoda, Chromadorea, Rhabditida, Trichostrongylidae. The record is from the annotation of a GenBank genome assembly.
AUGUCAGAAGAUAUAACGGCAAGAAGAAUUUUGGCUGACUAUUUCACAUUUCUUUUGGACGAAUUUAUUCAUAUUUGUUGUCAACUGAUUACUCUUUAUUCAGUUAUGGCAACUCUGAAAGACCUUGGUUAUCAUUUCAACGACAAAGGGGAACUGAGAAAAAUAGAGGAUGGAAGCCGCUUCGUCUUUACAAAUCAAGCGGAUUACGUACGAGUUGGUGAUGCGAUGACGAGGGAACUGUACAAUAUACUCGAGAACCAGUGUGGUCUGCAAAGAAUGGAUAUCCCAGUCAAAGUCGAAGACGGUCAUGGUGAUUGUGGAGAGUACAAUGGUUUUGUUUACGCCUCACCGGGAUUCCAGAACAUGACGACUGUUCUGCUGAUAAUCCAUGGCGUAGGAUGUCGUAUCGGGCCUGGGCAGUGGUCAAGAAGAUUGAUACUCAACGAAAAUCUGGAAACUGGUUCACAGAUUCCUUACAUUCAGCGUGCCAUAAAGGAUGGCUGGGGUGUUAUUGUUUGCAGUACAAAUACAGACGAAGAGGUGCAAGAUUAUCCUUGCCGACAUAUUUGUGCAGUUUACGAGCAGUUACUGAAAGACACACCAGUUAAAAGAUUUUUCGUCGUAGCUCAUAGUCGAGGAGGUCCUGACUUCGCCAGUGCGUUUCCUCAUUUCAAACAAGAGGAUCGCUUUGCCGUUGUGUGUCUGACUGAUUCAGUGGAUUUCCAAAUACCACUCUCUGAUUCAACCCAGUCAAAGAGUAGCGGUCCUGUGUUCAUCAACUGGAAAGCUGACAGCAAAUUCCAACAAACAGCAUUGUCGGAUGGAGAAAUUCUCAAUGUGUGCUCCCAAAUUCAUCAUGUAUACGCUGGUACAACGGAGCAUGAAAGAUCAUCGCAUGCUGCAUUCAACAGCGUCUUUCAUGUUUUAGCAAACUGGCAUUCUGCCAAUGAUUUACCCAGGCUGCUUGUGGAGGCUGCUGGUCUCACUUCG